AUGGGAAAUCAAGUAGGAAUUGAUAUAGGGCCUGUUUAUAUCAGAAUUGCAGUACUAAUUCAAGAAGAGUGUAAUAAUUCUUUAUCAUCUUUUUAUCUCCAAACACAUUUUGGAGUUAUUUAUACCUCUAUUAAGCAAUUCAAUUUUAAUUUCAAUUUUAUUAAUAAAGGCUAAAUUGAUUGUAAAAUAUAAUCAAUUUUCGUAUUUAUUUACCAUAAAAUCGGAAAUAAUAAGCCAAGCUUCAUUUUAAAAUAAAAUUUACAUCUUCUCAUCUUUUAAGCUAAUUAAAUGAUAGUAGCAUAUAUCAAAUUGCAAUAAAUAAAACUAUCGCUACUAGCUUAGAGCUAUUUUAUUGCUUCACAAUAACAGUAUAACUGCUAAUAAUAUGUAUGUUAUAUUCACUGAUAAUUGAUAUAUACUAUUUCAAGCUUCUCAAAGAAGAGUACCGUUCCUUUGAAUCUUUUCCUAUAUAUGAAAAAAUUAUUAAACACAAAAAUAACUAGCAUGUCUUUUGUCAUGAUUUUCCAUUUUCUGAUAUUUCAUCAAUUCCAUUUUGUUACAAUUUUUUUCUAAUCAGCAACUGCCAAAAAAAUUAUUUUUCAGCCAAAUUUCUUCCAACAAAAUUUUUUAUACUCCGAAGAAAUUUCUGUAAGAGAAAAUGUCCCUAGAAAAAGACAAAUAGCCCAAAAAUAUCCCCAUCACUAUCACAGGGAUGAGAUUUGAUGGAAUGCAUCAAACUAUUAGCGACUAUUACGACUUUACAUAUAACUCUGUUGUAACAAGCCAAUGCAUUUCCAAAGCUCUGGAUACUCUCAAUACAUUAUCUCUCAAUAGCUUUUUCUACUAUGGAGGAUCUUGCACCAGAAUUAAUGUUAUCCACCGCGGCCAGCCUGAAAACACCACCAAAAUCCCAAUAUCAUCCAGCAUUUAUCCUUGUUUAAUAGUCAAUGUCAGAGAAGGUCUCAGCAUCUACAAGUUUUCAUCCCCAGACUCUUGUGAAAAAGUAAGCGGAACAAGUAUAGGCUCAUCCACCUUCUGAGGACUCAUAAAACUCUGCACAAACUAUAAAACCCCUGAAGAAGCUAUAGAAGAAGCUGCUUUAGGUGACAAUGGGCAAGCUGAUUUAACUGUUGGGGAUAUCUAUGGAGGAGACUACUCCAACAUCGGCCUAGGAGCUGACAUUAUAGCUUCUUCUUGUGCUAAACUUACGACAAAAAUUGCAAAUCAAAGGGAUUUAGCGAGAUCUUUGUUGGUGAUGUUUGCUUAUAAUUUGACUCUGAUUGCUUAUAUGGUGUCAAAGGUAGAGAUGAUCGAAAAUAUUGUGGUUAUUGGAAAUGCGGUAAGCCCACCUUUGUUUAUGCAUAAGGCGCAGGAAAGUGUGAAUUUUUGGUCAAGAGGAAGUGGGAAAUUGAUUUUCUCAGAAUAUGGAGCGUAUAUGGGAGCUCUUGGAGCUUUACUUCAGAACAAUUAA
Blepharisma stoltei is the source of this 1471-nucleotide messenger RNA. The record is from the annotation of a GenBank genome assembly. Lineage: Eukaryota; Ciliophora; Heterotrichea; Heterotrichida; Blepharismidae.